AUGUCCCCUGGGGGUUGUUGGGUGGGGGGGGGGGUUGGGGGCGCAGUUAACCCCUGCUGUGCCACGCAGGAGGCGGAGGUGGAGCACCGGGUGGCGGAGAUGAAGCGUGAAGGCUUCUGGUCGUUGCGGCGUCUGCCUAAGGUCCCGGAGCCGGCCCGUCCCAAGGUCCACUGGGAUUAUCUCUGCGAGGAGAUGCAGUGGUUGGCCGCCGACUUUGCCCAGGAACGGCGCUGGAAGAGGGGUGUCGCCCGCAAGGUGGUGCGGAUGGUGAUGCGGCACCACGAGGAGCAGCGGCAGAAGGAGGAGCGGGCCAAGCGGGAGGAGCAGGCCAAGCUACGCCGGGUGGCCGCUGCCAUUGCCAAGGAGGUCAAGCAGUUCUGGAGCAACGUGGAGAAGGUGGUGCAGUUCAAGCAGCAGUCGCGGCUGGAAGAGAAGCGGAAGAAGGCCCUGGACCUGCAGCUGGACUUCAUCGUGGGCCAGACCGAGAAAUACUCGGACCUGCUGAGCCGAAGCCUCAACGCCCCCCGGGCCCCCCCCGGGGCGCCCCGUCGGGGUCCUCCCGCCCCCCACUCCCACCUCGCCCACCAAGAAGAUGGGGACAUGGAGCUGCAGGACGAGGAGGACGUCGCCGAGGGUCCCCCCCCCGAGGCGCGACGCCGGGAGCUGGAGCUGCUCAAGCGGGAGGGGGAGCUGCCCUUGGAGGAGCUGCUGGGCUCCCUGCCCCCCCAGGCGCUGCUGCGGAGGAACAAGCGGCCUUGGGAACCCCGCGAGGAGGACGAGGAGUUUGCGGCCGAGGAGGAGGAAGCCCCCAAGAAGGAGAUCACCGACAUCGCCGCCGCCGCCGAGAGCCUCCAGCCCAAGGGCUACACCUUGGCCACCACCCAGGUGAAGACCCCCAUUCCCCACCUGCUGCGGGGCACCCUACGGGAGUACCAGCACAUCGGACUGGACUGGUUGGUCACCAUGUACGAGAAGAAACUCAACGGGAUCUUGGCUGACGAGAUGGGGUUGGGCAAGACCAUCCAAACCAUCUCCCUCCUGGCUCACCUCGCCUGCGAGAAGGGUGAGGGGUGCCCCCCGCCCAUCCCUGGAGGGUCCCCAGUCUCUGCCGGGGCUUCGGGAGGCGCUCGGCGUUUUGGGUGGGAGCUGCUUGGGUACCGUUGGGUGCUGUGGGGUCUUCGCAGGGUGCUCCGCCCCUUCCUGCUCCGCCGGUUGAAGGUGGACGUGGAGAAGCAGAUGCCCAAGAAGUACGAGCACGUCCUCAAGUGCCGCCUCUCCAAGCGCCAGCGCUACCUCUACGAUGACUUCAUGGGCCAGGCCAGCACCAAGGCCACCCUGGCCAGCGGACAUUUCAUGAGCGUCAUCAACGUGCUGAUGCAGCUCCGCAAGGUUUGCAACCAUCCCGAUCUCUUCGAGCCCCGGCCCGUCCACUCGCCCUUCAUCACCGAAGGCAUUUGCUUCGUCACCGCCUCCCUCGUCCUCCGCGCCCUCGACCCCGACCCCUUCAAGCACGUGGACAUGGGGCUGUUCGACCUGGUGGCCCUGGAGGGCCGGGUGUCCCGCUACGCCGCCGACACCUUCCUGCCCCGCUGGCGGGUGACGCGUCGCCUGGUCGAGGACGUCGCCGCCGCCCCCGACCCCCCGCCGCGCCCCAAACCUGUCCGCAUGAAAGUCAACCGGUGA
Molecule: messenger RNA, 1683 nt
Organism: Haliaeetus leucocephalus (bald eagle)
Lineage: Eukaryota; Metazoa; Chordata; Aves; Accipitriformes; Accipitridae
Product: helicase SRCAP-like
Exons: 11
Coding region: 1-1683 (560 amino acids)
Cellular component (GO): Swr1 complex
Molecular function (GO): ATP hydrolysis activity; ATP binding; histone binding
Source: RefSeq, a predicted model, not a curated record